Medioppia subpectinata is the source of this 570-nucleotide messenger RNA. The record is from the annotation of a GenBank genome assembly. Lineage: Eukaryota; Metazoa; Arthropoda; Arachnida; Sarcoptiformes; Oppiidae.
UUUUUCAUCGCCGGUUACGACACGACCAGCGCUUCGCUCUCUCAUGUCGUCUAUUAUUUGUCUCAAAACAAAGACAAACAACAGAUUCUGAGGGAAGAACUCAACGCUUUGGACACAGACUUCACGUAUGAAAACCUAAACCAAUGCCAGUAUUUAAAUGCAGUCAUCGAUGAGAGCCUAAGACUAGCGCCCCCUUUGGCUAGUAUUCAACGGGAAUGCAUUUGCGAUUAUAAACUGGGAAAUACCGGUAUUACAAUUCCCGCGGGAACUAAUGUAGAGUUUCAGCCGUAUGUUAUACAUAGAGACCCGGAAUUAUUCGCCGACCCUGAUCAGUUUAAACCCGAAAGGUUUCUUAAGCCCACACACCAUCCGUACGCAUACCUGCCCUUUGGUGGCGGCCCUCGACUAUGCGUUGGUAUGAGGUUUGCCUUAAAUGAGAUGCGAAUGUGUAUCGCAAAGAUUGUACACAAGUUUGAGUUCACACUCGCUCCGGGAUUUGAGAUGGAUUAUUUCACGGGAAGUAUAUUAUUAACGCCUAAACAAGUGUUGGUUAACAUCAAGAAUUGCUAA